AUGAACUUCAUGCACAACCAAAAGAACAAAACUCUCUAUACAUCAUUCCUUACUCGGCUCUCCUCAAACCAAGCUCCUCAGAGAAAGAUCCACACAGAGAAUAAAUCUUAGAAGCCAAAUGGCAAUAAAGAGCCUAAAAUGAAGAAUUAAGACACCAGUCCUUUGAAGUUCGACACCAAUCAUACCUAGCAAACACCGAUCAAUCCUAAUAAUGAUCUGCUUCACGAGGACUUAAUGCAGGUCAGUAUAGAUGACUAUCAGCAGCCUUCAAUAAUUAAAAUUGGAUUAGUUAACAGCAAUGACAAUGAAACACAAGAACAGUAGUAAAACAAGCAGAGAUAGUUAUCACCUCAUUUCAAGGCAAGUGAAGAGUCAUUUUCUAAUAUUUAGAAUCAGAAAAAGAAGCAGUAUAAAAGUAGACACAGUGAAAAAGCUUUGGAGCAUUUAGAAAAGCAAUCAAAGAAAGUUAAGUUAAGGAAUUUAAUUGUUUAAAAGGCUCAGAAAAUCAACAAAAAUCUUUUACCCUCACUACUUAUAAAUAACCCUUGCUUUGAGAUGUAGUAUCAAGAGUCUACUUACUCACCUGAGUAGAGAUACAUAAACUACUAGAGAUGCUUUAGACUUAAAAAGAGUCUAGAAGAGUAGCAAUUGGAAGAGGCAAGAGAUGAGCUUUAGCAUAUCUCCAGGACAAACAGCAUUAAAAAGUUCAUCUAGCAUGGCAAUGCAGUUUUCAUGAAUAAAUCUUAUCAGACUAUCGAUAAAUACGAUGAUAGUCAGAAUAAUGAUGGCAUUAGCAGUCCUACAAGGAAAUCAAUCCAGAUAGGGAAUGCUUCCUACAGAAACAAUCAGACUUUCUCAGCCGAAAAUAUUCACCAAAAUCAGAGAGAGCUUUGGGAGUUUGUACAUAAUGAACCUGAGCCCAACUAUAAAAAGAUAAUAAGCGACAUCACAAACAAAGUCGGGAAUAGGUACAGACAGAGUCAGAACAGUAAUCUAUUCUCAAGUUAAGACAAACUCUAUGAAAUUAGGAAUCUGUAUCAGAGUCGUGACCAUAACAACACUAUAUAUGAGGAUCUGCCUUCUGCAAAUGACUUGGGACUAAACAUUAAGUAUAAAAGUCAUCAGCCAUACGAUUCUCUCGAUAAGAAAUCAACUAACUCUUAGACUUAAAGUCUAAAUUAUAUGUAAAUGAUAUAGAAGUAUAUUAAUGUAAGUUAUAGAAUGAGGAAUAACAAUAGUUUAUAAACAACAAGUAAUUUCAAAGCAAACCUGAAUGUUAAGCAUCCUCAUUUCAUUAGAACGAUACUUGAACCCAUUCAUCAGAUCUAGGAGACUAAAUAAAAGACUGAAUAGAAAUUGUAAAAGUUAAGCAAUAAGCUUAUUGAGAGAUCAUAAUAAAGAAGGUUUUACGCUCUACUUAUGAGCCAAUAAGGGAAGUAGGAACAGCAGCUGUUUAGAAAUCCAGUACUAAAUCAGGCAUAUUAAUCUUAGCCUCUAAAUUAAAGCUACGAUUAGCCGCCUUUGAAGUCUCAGAAACUCAAAGAUAACAGCACUGUAUGGAAUGCCCUUAUUGAAACACAUCGAUCAUGA
Molecule: messenger RNA, 1590 nt
Organism: Stylonychia lemnae
Lineage: Eukaryota; Ciliophora; Spirotrichea; Sporadotrichida; Oxytrichidae
Source: the annotation of a GenBank genome assembly